Naumovozyma castellii is the source of this 1173-nucleotide messenger RNA. It is a transcript of the gene COX10, whose product is annotated as protoheme IX farnesyltransferase. NCBI's taxonomy places the organism in Eukaryota, Fungi, Ascomycota, Saccharomycetes, Saccharomycetales, Saccharomycetaceae. The transcript has a single exon. The coding region runs from base 1 to 1173 and encodes 390 amino acids. The record is from RefSeq and is a predicted model, not a curated record.
AUGUCUCUGAGUGUCUUCAGUCUCCAAAGACAAUGUCUACUAAGAAGCAGCCAUAUGUGCUAUCAGGCGACGCAGUUGCUAGGAACAACGCAACUAUUGAAUAAGUCAUUGCGGUCAAUACGUUUCUUUGCAACCUCGACCAGAGAUGCAGACACAUCAAUGAGUACGUCGCCUAUUGAAUUUACUUCAAACCUUGUUUUUGAAAAAAGCAGAUUAGAUUCCAUUGCUGAUAAAGCAUCAAUGGCUUUAAGAUGCACAGAUGAUACAACGGAUGCACCCAACCUACCGUUUAAUGUUAAACGUGUUGAUCAUGUUUCAAGGAAAAAUGCUAAGGCGGUACCUGGUAAGAUGACGGUGGCAUCAAUUCGAAAGAAUGUCAUUGACCCAUACCUUCAAUUGACAAAACCACGGUUGACUACUCUAGUGAUGUUGAGUGCUAUUUGUUCAUAUGCCCUUUCUCCAUAUCCUGCAACCCUAAUGCAACUAACUUGUUUGACGAUUGGAACCACUUUCUGUUCGGGUGCAGCCAAUGCCAUCAACAUGGGGAGAGAACCUGAUUAUGAUCGAAUGAUGACCAGAACGUCCACGAGGCCCGUAGUGCGAGGUAUCAUUACACCAAAACAAUCGUUUGAAUUUGCUGCAGUGAUAGGAACCGUCGGAACAUCCGUACUGUAUUUUGGUGUUAACCCAACAGUUGCCGCGUUGGGAGCUAGUAAUAUUGUUCUUUACUCGUGGAUAUACACAUCUCUGAAGAGGAAAACCAUCUUAAAUACAUGGGUUGGUGCAUUAGUUGGUGCGAUUCCUCCGUUGAUGGGAUGGGCAGCUGCUAGUUCCCUGACACAUCCCGGCGCAUGGGUUCUUGCGGUCUUAUUAUAUGCUUGGCAAUUCCCUCAUUUUAAUUCUUUAAGUCAUAACGUUAGGAAUGAAUAUAAGAACGCAGGGUAUGUGAUGACUGCUUGGAAAAACCCUAAAUUAAAUGCCAGAGUUGGUUUAAGAUAUACUUUAUUGAUGUUUCCAUUAUGCUUUGCUCUCUCGUAUUUUGAUAUUACUGAUUGGUAUUACCAAAUUGACUCAGCCAUCGUAAACGCCUGGUUAUCAUUUUGGGCUUUCAAAUUUUAUUGGCAACAAAGGUUGAAUUACUCUAAAGAUGUAAUAAAUGAUAAGGAAAAUUGA